Molecule: messenger RNA, 1249 nt
Organism: Raphanus sativus (radish)
Lineage: Eukaryota; Viridiplantae; Streptophyta; Magnoliopsida; Brassicales; Brassicaceae
Product: pre-mRNA-splicing factor 38
Exons: 5
Coding region: 120-1097 (325 amino acids)
Cellular component (GO): precatalytic spliceosome
Source: RefSeq, a predicted model, not a curated record
AAAACAAUAUUAACUUUCACACGUCAAGAGUUCAAAACCUCUGCCCUAGGCUUUUCCUUCUUCUACUACACCGUCGUUAAAUCCAAUCCACUCCGGCGAACUAAGCAUCCCCCGAACUAAUGGCGAACCGCACGGACCCAUUAGCGAAGAACAUAAGAGGAACGAACCCACAGAACCUCGUGGAGACGAUCGUGCGUAACAAAAUCCGCGACCACACUUUCUGGAAAGAGCAGUGCUUCGGCCUCACGGCGGAGACGCUCGUCGACAAAGCCAUGGAGCUCGACCACGUCGGCGGGACCUUCGGCGGCAACCGAAAGCCCACUCCUUUCCUCUGCCUCGUCCUGAAGAUGCUCCAGAUCCAGCCCGAGAAGGAGAUCGUCGUUGAGUUCAUCAAGAACGAUGAUUACAAGUAUGUUCGUGUUCUUGGUGCGUUUUAUCUGCGUCUCACAGGGUCUGAUGUUGAUGUGUAUCGUUACCUUGAGCCUUUGUAUAAUGAUUAUAGGAAAGUGAGGCAGAAGCUAUCUGAUGGGAGGUUUGAGUUGAGACAUGUGGAUGAAGUCGUUGAGGAGCUUUUGACUAAGGAUUAUUCUUGUGAUAUUGCAAUGCCACGUUUGAAGAAAAGGUGUACGCUGGAGCAGAGUGGUGCGUUGGAGCCUAGGAAGAGUGUUUUGGAAGAUGACUUUGAAGAAGAAGAAGAAAAGGAGGAGACCGGAUCUGAAGAUGAGAAGGUCACUGAAAGAGAAAGAGACAUGGACAGGAGACGUGACAGUCAUAGACACAGGGAUCGUGAUUAUGAUAUGGACCGAGACUAUGACAGAGAACGUGGGCGUGGUCGAGACAGAGAUCAUCACUAUAGAGGCCGGGAUAGGGAGAGGGAACGAGACAGAGAUAGAGAAGGAGACAGAAGAGACAGGGCAAGGCGUAGAAGCACGAGUAGGGAUCGUAAGAGGCGCGAGACUGAUGAUGACCGGGACAGGGAGGAACCAAAGAAAAAGAAAGAGAAGAAGAUGAAGGAUGAUGGAACAGAUCAUCCGGAUCCUGAAAUUGCAGAAGCUAAUAGGCUGAGAGCAUCUCUAGGACUGAAACCCUUGAGAUAAGCAGAUGAAGGGGAGAAGACUCUCGAACUUAUUUAACCAGGCCGUGGUUCAUGUAUCCAGUUACUUCUCUGUUUCUGUACGGAGGUUGCAAGUGUUUUUGGCUUCACUCAUAGAAUCUUUGAUGUAGAACAAAAGCUCCCAAGAGAUUCUGA